This is a messenger RNA of Vespa crabro (European hornet), 3189 nucleotides long. It is a transcript of the gene Ndf, whose product is annotated as putative oxidoreductase GLYR1 homolog. The transcript is spliced from 10 exons. Bases 64 to 1578 code for a protein of 504 amino acids. The record is from RefSeq and is a predicted model, not a curated record. Lineage: Eukaryota; Metazoa; Arthropoda; Insecta; Hymenoptera; Vespidae. Gene Ontology annotation, molecular function: NADP binding; NAD binding; oxidoreductase activity, acting on the CH-OH group of donors, NAD or NADP as acceptor.
GCUCUCCUCAUCAGUCAGUCGCUUGCGGUUCGUGAGCGAAGAGAUAGUGGUUAUACCUCGACUAUGUCUGAAAUGUACAAACUAGGUGAUUUGGUAUGGGCGAAGAUGAAGGGAUUUUCACCGUGGCCUGGCCGGGUAUCCAUUCCUUCGAAGGAUUUGAAGAAACCAGGAAAUACUAAGAGAGGACCAGUACAAUGUAUUUUCUUCUUUGGAACUAAUAAUUAUGCAUGGAUAGAAGAAUCCAAUAUCAAACCAUACCAACAAUAUAAAGAUACUUUGGUAAAGUCAAGUAAGUCUAUCGCUUUUAAAGAUGCAGUGGAAGCUAUAGAAGAAUUUAUUGCCAAAGGAGAGGUUUUUGAAGAUGGCUUAGAUCCAGAUUCGUUAUUUGACAGACUGAAAGAAGACACGUUAUCUACAGAAAAGAAAAUAGUUACAAAAAUACCGAAACCACGCAAGGAAACACCAAAAGCUAAGAGACUGGAUAGUGGUGCCAGUGACACACGUCGUCCAGCCAAAAAACAACGCAGAGAAUCCAGUACAAGCAAUAGUAACAGAGUCGGCAGUAUUAGUCCUGCACUAAAUCAUUCUACUCCUACUAGGAAGUCAGGUUCAACUCUUCUAAACAGGCCAGCCAAUAUCACCAGACCUGUAACACCACCUCUAGAUGUUGAAACAUUAUCUCAAACACUCAAAGAGAAGAAUAUCCUUCCUUCGAAUUUGAAAUUUGGUUUCCUCGGUUUGGGAAUUAUGGGCAGUGGCAUCGUAAAAAAUUUGAUCAACAGUGGGCACAGCGUGAUAGUGUGGAAUCGAACGCAAGAAAAGUGUGCGGAUUUUGUAAAGGCUGGAGCAGAACAAGGAUUAACACCUUCGGACGUCGUAUUGGCAGCCGACAUAACAUUUUCUUGCGUUGCUGAUCCACAAGCUGCAAAAGAUAUGGUAUUUGGUAAUUGCGGCGUAUUGAUGGAAAUAUCCUCUGACAAGGGUUACGUUGAAAUGACAGGAAUAGACGCGGAAACAUCACAGGACAUCGCCGAGGCGAUAAACGCAAAAGGUGGCCGUUACCUUGAAGCACAAGUGCAAGGUAGCAAAACCCAAGCGCAGGAAGGCACAUUGGUCAUUCUUGCGGCUGGAGAUCGUACGCUUUUUGACGAUUGUCAAUCGUGUUUUGAGGCUAUGGGCAAAAACAGUUUCUACCUCGGAGAAGUUGGCAAUGCAUCCAAGAUGAACCUCGUCCUUCAGCUAAUGGCUGGCGUGACAUUGGCGGGACUUGCUGAGAGUAUGGCUCUAGCUGAUCGAGCGGGACUUCAACAGAAGGACGUUCUUGAGGUUUUAGAGUUAACCUCCCUAGCUUGUCCGGCGAUUCUUGACAAAGGAAAGGCGAUCAUCGAGGGUGGUUUCCCGACACAACUACCGCUCCAGCACAUGCAGAAAGAUCUUAGAUUAUCGUUAGGAAUGAGCGAUCAGCUCGAACAACCUCUGCCCCUUGCUGCAGCGGCGAAUGAAGUUUACAAGCAUGCAAAACGUCUCGGUUAUGGGGAACACGACGCCUCGGCUGUUUACAUCAGGGCCAGGUUCUAAUGGAGAACAACGUCGUCGGGGCUUUUGCUAAGAUCAUAUUUAUUGCAAUACCUAACGUUGUUUCCCCAGCGCUAAGAGAAAAGAUUAGUUAAGUGCGUCGAUUUAUCGCGAAAAUCGACGUUGUCAUAUAAUAGAGAUGGAAAGAGAGAAAGAACCAAACACGAGCAAAAGAGAGGGAACAAAGAGCCAGAAAAAGGGGGAGAGAGAGAGAGAGAGAGAGAGAGAGAGAGAGAGAGAGAGAGAGAGAGAGAGAGAGAGAACCAAGCACGCACGCACGUAACAAGCAAGCACACACGAUGUCAAGUAUAUAUGCUUACAUGUAUACUAUUGUUCGAGGAAGAUGAAAACGCAUUUAUCGCUGGAACACGUAUCGACAUUUUACGAAAGAUCGGACCAGUAAGUUUCACACAGUAAAAAGAUAUUAUUGACGAGUGGGCCAUCGAGAAGAUACACACGACGAGAAAAAUGAUAAACAAUGGAUUUACUCCUAUCCUCGUGAUCGAAAUUUAAUCUAUACAUAUGUAUACGUAAGCGUGCAUAUAUACAUAUAUACAUAUACACAUAUUGUAAUAUCACAAUUUGUUGUACUCUUAAUACAUAGAGGAAGGUGCAAUUAUCGAAGGAUAAGGAGGGAAAAUGUGCGUGUGAUACAUACAUAUAUAUAUAUAUAUAUGUAUGUAUGUAUGUAUGUAUAUAUGUAUAUGUAUAUACAAUAUAUAUAUAUGUGUGUGUGUAUGUAUGUUGUAUGUAUACCUGUACCAUGUGUACUAUCGUUAGAUAGUAGUUACGUGACAUUUUUCUUAACGCGAUUAGUAGAAAUUCGUUCUUUCAAGAAAUGUUUGCGAUGCAAGACGCGAGUCGAUGGUUAUUUCUCUCGAGUUGCGUCCCGUCGCUAUAAUGUAUUAAAGAACGUCGAAUCGAAGAGGAAACUCGGGACGCGUCGAAAAUGUGCCUUACGUUGCUACACGACGCAAAAAAUUCCUUAGUAAAGGCGUUCAAUAAUUCUGAAAGUUCGCUUGCGCGUUUCGAGAGCAUCAACGAUCGACAGCGCUAAUGCGUCUUAAGUGUCAUCCUUUAUAUAGACAUAUAUAGAAGACGUGUAAGAAGAAGAAGAAGAAGAAGAAGAAGAAAAAAGGAUGAAGAAGAAAAAAAGAAGAAGAUUAUAUCAAUGAAAGAAUGAAUUCUAUUAUUCGUCAAAGAUUUCUAAUUUGGAGAUGUGUGUCUGUCACUUGUGCGUGUUAAGCCACCGUACGAAAGAAGAAAUGCAAAGAAUCGAGCAGCGCACGUUUCCUGUUCUUUUUUUUUUUUUUCUUUUUUUUUUUUUCUCUUUGUUUUUCUUUUUUUUUUUUUUUUUUUUUUUUUUAAGAGAUAUCUCUUACUUAUUUUGAAAGUUUUAUCAAUAUUAUUGUAUUAUUAAAUAUAUCUUAACUCUAUCCACUGUAAAGCUUUAUUUUGACCGAGUCGUUGUCUGUCUCCUCUCGAAUGUUGGAGUCAGAUUUUCGAUAUCGCGGGAACAACGAUCUUCGACGGUUUUUAUAAAUAAGAAAAAGAAAAAAGAAAAAAAAAAAAAAAGAAAAAAGAAAGAAAAAAAGCAAACAAAACGUAAAAGAA